Molecule: messenger RNA, 786 nt
Organism: Anthostomella pinea
Lineage: Eukaryota; Fungi; Ascomycota; Sordariomycetes; Xylariales; Xylariaceae
Source: the annotation of a GenBank genome assembly
AUGUCUUCCAACAACGACAAUGCCAUGACGAGGUUUCUGUUCGCCAUAUUGAAGCAGAAGAACCUCAAGGAUAUUGAUUGGAACAAAGUUGCCCACGAUCCCAUUCUUGCCCAAGAGAUCACCAAUGGCCAUGCCGCCCGAAUGAGAUACUCGCGAUUCCGAUCUGCCAUGCUGGGCCUUGAGCCAACACGACGCAAUCGGGUCGGCCCACCCAAAUCACGAGUCACGAAGUCCAAGAAGGAUCCCAAAGCGAAGAGAGAUGAAAGCGUCAAGUCGGAAUCAGCCGCAGGCUCUCCCGCCCCUUCGACACAAGGAACGCCCGAGCCAAGUCCGCAGAAGAUCAAGCAGGAGAGCUCGCAAUACGGCUUCGACAGCCGGCUCACCCCCGGGCUCACGCCGGGGCCAAUGUCCGCACCAAUGACAUCGGCUCCCACCAUGUCCAAUACUCCUGUCAUUCAACCCCGACUUCUCACACCCUGCAGCGACACCGAGGGUUUUGCAACAUCUUCAGCGCUAGCCUCCAGUCCUGCCAGCGACAUGAUGCACUCGCAGAACUCCUUCGAAUACUUCAUGCCGGCUUCCCAUGAACACAACGAUCCGUCUUGGUAUCAAGACCCCUCUGCCUUUUCCGACGCGCUCCCAUACGACUACACAUCCGCGGCAUACCAUCAGCACCUCCAACAACUCCACAACUCGCAGGCUCACUACGCCCUUCCGAGCCAGACAAUCGAAGCUGAUGCAGACCACGUCGACGUGAAGCGCGAGGAGUGGGAGCGCUUAAACUGA